CCGCGACUUCAAGGGCGACCCCCUCGGAGGGGGCUCUGGGCGCGCGGCGCGUCCGGCCCCGGGGCUCGGGCGCCUCCGCGCGCACCCGGUGGGGCCAUGCCCGGGCUGCGCCGGGACCGCCUGCUGACCCUGCUGCUGCUGGGCGCGCUGCUGGCCGCCGACCUCUACUUCCACCUCGGGCCCCGCGUACGGCGCCGCCUGCAGCACCGGGAGCGCCCGCUCGGCUGCCCGUGCGCCCGCCGUGCCGCCUCCCCGGCCCCAGCCCCGGCGCCCUCGGCGCCCUCGGCCCCCUCGGCCCCCUCGGCCCCGCGGCGGGUCGAGCCGGGCGGCGGCGGCGAUCCCGGCUCCAAGCUGCGGGCCCUCUUCGCGCACCCGCUGUACAACGAGCCGGAGGAGCCGCCGCUCCUGGGGCCCGAAGACUCGCUGCUGGCCGGCCCGGAGGCGCUGCGCUAUUACCGGAGGAAGGUGGCCCGCUGGAACAGACGACGCAAGAUGUACAAAGAGCAGCUGAACCUCACGUCCCCGGAACCCCCAGUGCAGCUCCGCCAGGAUGCCAGCUGGGUCCAGUUCCACCUGGGGAUCAACCGCCACGGCCUGUACCCCCGGUCCAGCCCCGUCGUCAGCAAACUCCUUCAGGACAUGAGGCACUUUCCCACCAUCAGCGCUGAUUACAGUCAGGACGAGAAGGCCCUGCUUGGAGCCUGCGACUGCUCCCAGAUCGUGAAACCCAGUGGCGUCCACCUCAAACUGGUUCUGAGGUUCUCGGACUUUGGGAAGGCCAUGUUCAAACCGAUGAGACAGCAGCGAGAUGAAGAGACGCCCGAGGACUUCUUCUAUUUCAUCGACUUUCAGAGACACAACGCGGAGAUUGCCGCUUUCCACCUGGACAGGAUUCUGGACUUCCGGCGGGUGCCGCCGACCGUGGGCAGGCUGGUCAACGUCACCAAGGAGAUCCUGGAGGUGACCAGGAAUGAAAUCCUGCAGAGCGUUUUCUUUGUCUCUCCAGCCAACAACGUGUGCCUCUUCGCCAAAUGUCCGUACAUGUGCAAGACGGAGUACGCCGUGUGCGGCAGCCCGCACCUGCUGGAGGGCUCCCUGUCCGCCUUCCUGCCAUCCCUCAACCUGGCCCCGCGGCUCUCCGUGCCCAGCCCCUGGAUCCGCUCCUACUCGCUGGCAGGGAGAGAGGAGUGGGAGGUCAACCCCCUCUACUGCGACGCGGUGAAGCAGGCGUACCCCCACAACAGCAGCAACCGUCUGCUCAACAUCAUCGACAUGGCCAUCUUCGACUUCCUGAUCGGCCCUGGCCCGCCCCAGCGCCUCGCCUCCCCCGCAGGGAACAUGGACCGGCACCACUACGAGAUGUUCACCAGGUUCGGGGAGGACGGCUUCCUGGUCCACCUGGACAACGCCCGGGGGUUCGGCCGGCACUCCCAUGACGAGGUCUCCAUUCUGGCGCCGCUCUUCCAGUGCUGCCGGAUAAAGAGGAAGACGCUCCUGCACCUGCAGCUGCUGGCCCAGGCUGACUAUAGGCUCAGCGAUGUGAUGCGCGAGUCACUGCUGGAGGACCAGCUCAGCCCCGUGCUCACGGAGCCCCAUCUCCUCGCCCUGGACCGCAGGCUGCAGACCAUCCUCAGGACUGUGCAGAACUGCAUUGAGGCCCACGGGGAGCAGAGUGUGGUGGCCGACGGCCCCAUGGGACAGUGGGCCCCAGACUCGAGCCGGGCUAACGCGACAAGCUAGGGGCUGGAGGAGGCACACCCCAGAAAGUGGACCAGAGCCGCGGUGAACUCCGAGUGUGGACCACCGCUUCCCCGGGGCCCCCAUACAGGCUGGGGCCUGGGUCAGGAGCUCAUGAGGCAGGCAGGGCGAGGGGAUGAUUCUGAAAGGGCAGAAGUGUGACCCAGCGAGCCUCCCUCCUUGGAGCACUGGCCUGGGUCCCCUCCCCCGGGAAGCUCUACUCCAUCAAGGCCACAGACACCUGCUGAGCCCACUGGGAACCUGGACACAGGUCUGGCCUGGAGGCCUGGCUCCCGGGACAGCAUUAACUGUCACAAAUAAAAUGACAGGACAUCAGAUGGACUCCUCUAGGUGUUUACUGUGGCCACAAGGAUGAUUCCUGAUCGGCACAGAAACAUCCGGCGUCUCAGAAGCAAAGAACGGAACUACACACGGCGACUCUCCAACUGGUUUAAAGUGCACUCCACACGCUAUCCACGUCCCAGUCACUGUGGCCCAGUCUCAACACAGCCGUCCCCUCUGAUUUCUCAGAUGUGUUAUCACAAGAGGUAAACAGAGGGAUCUGCUCAGGGUAUCCGAAAAGGAUGUUUCCAUCUCAAAGAGUAUAAACAUCGACUGAACUGGCAUCCAGGAUGUCAGGACUGGCAUCGGCAGCUAUAAAAGGCGACGCGAGGGGGUCCGGCAGCGGGACAACACAAGGACGGGCCCGGCAGGGGCGGGAGCCUGGAGGGAGCAGGGCAGCUGGGGCCCGUCCGGCCCGCCAACCAGCGCUGGCUCCCGUGAGGCCCGGCAGUGCCUGCGCCGGGCCCCGAGCGCUGCAGGCUGCCCGGAGCAGUCUGCCGCUCCAGAUGCCCUCCCCUCCGCCGCCCGCUCAGACAGGGCUCAGUCCACUUCACUUCCUAAGCUCCCAGCCGUUCCGGGGGCUUCCUGUCUCGCCAGCCUUGUCUCUGCUGACCUGCUCACAUCUGAAUAGGACGUGUUUCUCACUCCACAGCCCGUGACCACACGCAGGACAGGAGUGGACUCGCAUCGAUCGGUCAGCAGGUCAGCAGGUGACCAGGCUGCUGACGCCACAUCGGCUCUUCUGGUGAAGGCCAGAGGCUCAGGUGCUCGUGACAAGGGGUGGGAAGUCGCGGAGGCGGGUCCCAGGUCAACACCUCUCUGGGCUUCAUCCAGGACCUCGGCCUUGCACCCAGAGACGGCCCCAGGGGGCAGGCUCCAGACAGGCUUCCGGCCCCCCUGGGGGCCCCCACUGCCACGCCCCAGGGUGCGGACACAACGAGCUCCCGCCCCACAGACAGAAUCCCCACCUCAUCCGGACUGCCAAGGAACUGAGGGGCUCAGAGAGGUUAACGAAAAUCACACAGCCUAGGGGGUCACAGCUACACCAAAGUGCUCUUUCCACUGAACACAAAACCGCACCCAGCUUGUGAAGCUGUUGUUGACUUUACAACAAAAAUCAGUCUUCAGUAUAGAGGGACCUUAACCCCAGAGCCGUGCAUCACUGAGGCGUGUCCCUGCCCCUGGGGCUCCCACCUCACGAACUGUUUCUCCUGCUUCGAGCCAGCGUCUCCUUUUGGAGUGGGGGGAACCAGGUAACGACGCACGGAGGGACGGCAGGGACACACGCAGGCAGGGGCAGCCAGGGACGGAACCAGCGGUCUCAAGACCCAAACGGCAGGGCCCCAGGCAGGUUAGGCCCAGCUCCACGUGAGGCCAGCCUCUCGUGUUCAGGUGGCCUGUGAUAAGAGGCGCUGGUCCACUUCACAGACUGAGGGAAACAGAGCUGAGUGUGACCAGCGUGUCCAGUACCUAGGUACCUCCUGACUCACCUGUCCUAAACACACCAUUAUCCUUUCAAUAACACCAAAAUUAAGACUCCACUAUUUGUCAGAAAUACCAUAAAACAGAAGACCCCAGUUAUCAGGUUCUUCCAGCACAUCCAUGACUGAAAACUCUUGUCUCUGUUAGAAACUUGUGUGGUCUCCUGUCCUUACUACUGAUGGCAAAGUGAAAAACUGACAGGGAACAGACAGCCUGUUGGAGAGAGGUCUGGAGGAGCUCAGCCGCCCCCAAACCUGGAGGGCACCCGGGCCUGAGGACUGUAGGAAGUGUAGCUGCUUCUUACUGGUGGUGGUUUAGACAGAGGACGAGAUGGCUGGAUGGCAUCACCAACUCAAUGGGUGUGAGUCUGAGCAAACUCUGGGAGAUGGUGAAGGACAGGGGAGCCUGGCGUGCUGCAGUCCGCGGGAUCACAGAGUCAGACACGACUGAGCGGCUGAACCACCAGCACCAAACAAUGGCAGACGCAGCCACCACAGGCAGUGAGUGGGGGCAGCUGUUUGCCCCCGUUAGACACACAGGGCUGCAGGCUCCCCGGAGCCUCUCAGUACACGUUUGCCCACCAACCUACCCGUGAUCCUUGUUGUCUGUGCUGGGUGUGCAAAGGCACCUCAGCUACUGCUGUUGCUUCAUGAAUGCUGCAACUGACGCCUCAGAGAAGCCAGUUACACUCGAGAACACUAGCCAGAAGCUGAGAACUCCUCUGGGGGGUGUUUUAAACGGCGAAAUCACCAACAGCACAGCUCAAAAAUGCCGACAACAACAAAAAAAGGCAUUAAACAGACCAACAGAAAGGGCGCUGGAUCACAGACCUAAUUCUGAAAGGAGGCCGGGCGCAUGGCGGGCAGGAGAGCACCUCCUCUGCCCCGCUCCAGCCUGGGUGUGGCCGUGACAGUGCCACAAGGGCUGACCUGGAGGUGCAGACAAGUCCCAGCAGGCAGGCAGGCAGGUUUGCAAAAUGCGCAAAUCCAGCCUCCGUGAGGAGCAGCUGUGAGUGAUGACGCAGAGGUGAACAAAGGCGAUGACAAGCUCUCCACCUAGUGGUGACUGGGGAAACCACAGCGCUGCUUACCGACGCUGCAGAGCUGUCAUGAGAGGAGUCUGGGGUUUGGUUUUAGGCUGUCAGGAUGAAGGCACAGCUCUGCGCGCAGGGCCCCAGACUGAACUGCGACUGUGGACUGUGAGGAGUCUGCACUUCACAAGCUUGUCCUUCACCAGCAGCGCUGGCUUCUCUGUAAAAUCCCAGAGGGAAAGGAGGGAGAGGCUUCAGCUUCUCCUCCUCCAGUCUUCCCUGGUGCUCACUAUCACAACAGCUACUUGGGGGUCACAUUAAUUGGUGAUCUAGACGCUGCUUCUCAAUGCUGUUUCAGCCCAUCUAGAAACACACCUGCUAGGGCCCACAAAAAUACAGAACAGGUUCAGCUGUCAAUUUGUGGUUGGAGAGAAGGCGAUGUAAGCAAGCUAACAACAUCACAUAACUUCAAUUUUAUGACAUCAAUACACUCACAUCAUUAAAAAAGGAUUUCAUAUGAGCCAGUGUUUGAGAGGGACAGUUAAUCCACAACCAGUAUAGUCAACCCAGGAAAAUGCUCUUCAAUUGUGUUCUGUUAAAUAUUCCAGCUCCAGUGGGCUGCGGGAGGAGGUGACUGCACCGGGAGGAAGCGCUCGUGCUACGAAGCAGCACCCAGUUCCCGCAGGGCAUGGAGAGAAGCAGCCUACCAUUCUCAGACUCAGCUAAGCCUCCUACGCCUCAGAAACCUGAGGCGUAAACGUUAGAAAUGACUUUGUAUGUGUGCAAAACACAGACACACACCUAAAUAUAUGAACGCACUUAUUAAAUUUAAA
Capra hircus (goat) is the source of this 5424-nucleotide messenger RNA. RefSeq names its product FAM20A, golgi associated secretory pathway pseudokinase (gene FAM20A). The transcript has 11 exons. Gene Ontology annotation, cellular component: Golgi apparatus. Lineage: Eukaryota; Metazoa; Chordata; Mammalia; Artiodactyla; Bovidae. Gene Ontology annotation, molecular function: protein serine/threonine kinase activator activity. Bases 97 to 1740 code for a protein of 547 amino acids. The record is from RefSeq and is a predicted model, not a curated record.